UAAUUGAUGAAAUGGGUUGCAUAGUAUCUCUCUAUAUAUGCAUUUCCGCAGUGUAAUUAACCAUAGAAGAAUACAAGCUAGCUAGCUCGGAUUAGUUUUGUGAGGUGCAACUGAAAUGUCAACGACUUCAGGAACUUCAACAGAUCCUCCCUCUCUGUUCCAGAGAUGCCACCCCCUCCAUUAGUCCGUUCACCUCCUCCUCCUCCCCCAGCUCCUCCUCUCCCUCCAGAUAGAUUUUGGGCCAACAAGUGGCAGCGGCUUCGCCGGUCUCCUACUACUCACGCGCCUCCUGCUCCCCCUCCUGUUCCGGGGCCUUCACGGAACUUGUACAGAUCAUACUCAGGGAAUAAAAGAAGACCCCUUAAGUACUUGAAAUUGUACAAAUUAGUGAUAAAAGGCGACCUGGAUAAGGCCAAUGAGUUCUUCCAGACAGAUAGAGAGGCGAUUACGGCCGGUAUCACAAAGUCAUCGGAGACUGCAUUGCAUGUAGCUACAAGAUCAGAACACACAAACUUUGUAGAAGAGCUGGUACGAAUGAUGUCAGCGAAAGACUUGGAAAUGAAAGAUUUUAACAAUGGUGAUACGGCUCUUCACACUGCUGCAGUUGCUGGAAAUAUCCAAGCUGCUCGAGCCAUAGUGGAAAAAAACCCGAACUUGCCACAAAUACGUAAUAAAAGCUGAUGGAUUCCACUGUCAAGUGCUGAUUAUUGUUCGUCAAAUAAACAAAAGGUGAUGAUGGAAUAUCUUUUGAGUGUCACUAAACAUGGCGUUAACCGUAAUCCAUUUUACGGCCGUUCUGGCGGUGAACUCAUUUGCAUUAUAACUCGAGCAAGUCGCUAUGGAAUUGCCAAGAGGUUGAUCGAAGAGUAUCCGAAUUUGGCAACAGACAAGGAUAAACAUGGUAUUUGUGCAUUAGAAGUAUUGGCUGAGAUGUCGUAUGCAUUUCAAAGUGGAAGUCAGCUAAGUGCAUGGCAACGCUUCAUCUAUCCAUAUAUUAACGUGGACUUGCCUGUCUCUCUUCCCAUUUCCAGAGAAGGCACUGACCUUCCAACAACAGAGGAAGAAAAUCUAUAAUGAACAAGUUUCUCUCAGUAACAUAUUUUACUGAAGUGUUCCAAUGGACGAAAGAUGUGUUGUGGCAAGGUGUAAAACAACUAGUUCCAGGAAGCAAGAAGGUAUACAAGAAAAAGUUGAUGCAUAAGCAAGCCUUAGAUUUGGUUAAAUGCAUUUGUGAGAAGAUCUCUGAAGUCAGUUAUUCAGAAAUAUCAGACGUUCUCACGUCGACUAACAUUUUGGGCAAGGCUAUAACAAGUGGGACAGUUGAAGUUGUAGCCGAAUGUAUUCAAACAUUCCCCGAUUUAAUUUGGAUUAAAAUGAAUAAGCGGAAUUUGUUUGAGAUUGCAAUUGAAGAACGUCAUGAAAGGAUUUUCAAUCUUGUGUGUGAGAUGGAUGAGGUUAAAAAGACGUUUGUCUAUUUAAGGGAUGAGACAUCAGGUAACACUAUCCUACAUUUGGCCGCCAAGUUAGCACCCCCUGCACAAUUGAAUUCAGUCUCUUGUGUAGCCCUUCAAAUGCAACGAGAGCUGCAAUGGUAUAAGGAGGUGGAAAAGAUAUCUUUGCCGAUAAACAAAGUAAUAAGGAACAAAGAUGGGAAAAUUCCCCAAGCUUUGUUCAGGGAACAACAUAAAGAAAUAUUGAUGAAAGGAGUGGAUUGGAUGAAAGGUACAGCUGAAUCGUGUAUGUUAGUAGCCACUCUUAUCGCCACCGUGGUGUUUGCUGCUGCUUUUACUGUACCAGGUGGAAAUUACGAUAGUGAUAGUAACAACAAAGGAAUUCCAAUCUUCUUACACGAGGUUUCGUUCAUGGUAUUCGCUGUAACAGACAGCUUAGCCCUCUUCUCUUCAGUUACAUCAAUUCUUAUGUUCCUAUCAAUAUUAACUUCACGCUUUAGAGAGGAAGAUUUCCUUGAGUCAUUGCCUAGAAGACUGAUGAUAGGACUUGCAACACUUUUCUUCUCUAUAAUUACUAUGAUGGUUGCCUUUAGUGCAACACUGGCAAUUGCAAUUGGACCAAAGUUUGGAUGGUUUCCAAUACCUUUAGCUUUAAUGGCAUGUGUGCCUGUAACCUUGUUUGCAUUCUUGCAUUUUCAUUUGUUCUUCGAGAUUGCCUGGUCUACAUAUCGCCCAGCCCUCUUCCGCAGACAUAAGAUGCUUUACUAAUUCUAUUUUGUUCAUGUAAAUGGGUGACUGUUCAGCCAAAAUGUGAGCACCUGAUUUGUGAUGUACCCACAGUGUUUUUAACCUCUGUAAAGCAUAGUUUUAAGCAA
Papaver somniferum (opium poppy) is the source of this 2326-nucleotide messenger RNA. RefSeq names its product ankyrin repeat-containing protein ITN1-like. The record is from RefSeq and is a predicted model, not a curated record. NCBI's taxonomy places the organism in Eukaryota, Viridiplantae, Streptophyta, Magnoliopsida, Ranunculales, Papaveraceae. The transcript has 7 exons. The coding region runs from base 1074 to 2219 and encodes 381 amino acids.